Molecule: messenger RNA, 1006 nt
Organism: Guillardia theta CCMP2712
Lineage: Eukaryota; Cryptophyceae; Pyrenomonadales; Geminigeraceae
Exons: 11
Coding region: 4-819 (271 amino acids)
Source: RefSeq, a predicted model, not a curated record
CUCAUGGGGAACGGCGCCAUGCAGCGGCGCAUCCUGGUAGUUGGUGCAUCGAUCUUUGUGGCAACCCUCGCAAUUGCCUUUGUUUUGUUGAUAACCCAGGAAUCGGAUACCCGAGGUAGCAGUGCUCUUUACCAGCAGGCUUACUACACUGUUCCCUCUCAACAACUGGCCUUUGCGAAUCAGGCCAAGUUCACCCAGCUUCCCAGCUAUGUGGUAACUGGAGCAGUGAAUGCCCCCUCUGGUGGAGCCCAAUCCCCCCCGAACGGCGUUGUUAUGCAGUUUCCUGGCAGCCAGGACUCGGUGAGCGACUCGCCUGCAGACGAGGAGGAGGAGGAGGAGGAGCACUUGACUGAAGAGGAGAAGAAGGAGAAGCAGGAGCAAGAGAAACAAAGAAGGUUGAAGAGGUCGCUCGAGAGAACGAAGGAGCGAACGUACAGAAUCAAUGCUCGCAUGGCUGAUCUGCGACGAUAUGUCAAGGCUCAAGCCAGAGAGGUUCUCCGAUCCAUCGAUUCUCAAACCGAGGACAUCGAUUACCGAAUCUCCAAGGUUCCUGGUGUGGUCGGACCAGAAGGCCCAAGAGGUAUUGCUGGAACCCCUGGUAAGAAUGGUGUGAACGGAGCCCAUGGCCAGCCUGGAGAACAAGGACCACAAGGGGAACCAGGUGAACCUGGACCUGUCGGAGAUCCUGGCCCCCCUGGACCAGAGGGAUUGGUGGGACCCGAGGGACCCGAGGGACCUCCAGGACCCCAUGGUCCUGCGGGAAUUCUUGGAGGCCCCGGCCCCAUUGGCCCACAAGGCCGAUCUCGUCGCCGCCUCUAAGACUGAAGAUUCUUCUGGACCGGCUGGACCUCCAGGCAUCGCUGGACCUCCUGGACCCAUUGGACCACAAGGCAAGAGUCGAAGAUAAGCAUCGGACUACCUGCUUCCUUACCACAGCGAAUCAAAAACAAGCGAUAUGCUUCUAACCGGCGCAUGUUGUCUUCUGCAAAAAUACAGACAAAUUUUC